Molecule: messenger RNA, 3324 nt
Organism: Polistes canadensis
Lineage: Eukaryota; Metazoa; Arthropoda; Insecta; Hymenoptera; Vespidae
Gene: Elk
Product: potassium voltage-gated channel subfamily H member 8
Exons: 14
Coding region: 81-2879 (932 amino acids)
Biological process (GO): potassium ion transmembrane transport; regulation of membrane potential
Cellular component (GO): membrane
Molecular function (GO): voltage-gated potassium channel activity
Source: RefSeq, a predicted model, not a curated record
CCCAAGUUCCGACGAUUUAUCCGAUCGUUUAUUGCUCCGACGGAUUCUGCGAGCUGACAGGAUUCACACGAGCGCAAAUCAUGCAAAAGGGUUGCGCUUGCAAAUUUCUUUACGGCCCGGAAACGAAGGAGGAAGUUAAAGCGAUGAUCGAUAAAAGUCUCGAAAGUAAAACAGAACUGAAGAUGGAAGUCGUAUUUUAUAAGAAGAAUGGAAGCCCGUUCGAUUGUUUACUGGAUAUCGUUCCAAUAAAAAACGAAAAAGGCGACGUCGUCCUGUUUUUGGCGUCGCACAAGGACAUCACACUUACGAAAAAUCUUCAGACUUGUGAGUUGCACGAUUGUGAUGCGAAUGGGAAUCUUGAUCCUGAAGCACCACCAGCUAAUUACGGUAGAAGGAGAAGUCGUGCUGUACUCUAUCAACUUUCGGGACAUUACAAGCAGGACAAUAAACACAAGAUAAAAUUGAACAACACCCUAUUGCAUUCCACGGCACCACCAUUACCGGAAUACAAAACAUCUGCGAUUAAAAAGUCGCAAUUCAUUCUAAGUCAUUAUGGAGGUUUCAAGUCAUGCUGGGAUUGGUUGAUAUUACUAGCAACCUUUUACGUGGCAAUCAUCGUACCGUACAAUGCAAGUUUCAUCAAUAUCGAUAGACCAACUAUGGUUAGCGACGUCGUCGUGGAAGCCCUCUUUAUUUUCGAUAUCCUAUUGAAUUUUCGAACAACUUAUGUCAGCAGUAAAGGAGAGGUCGUAAGCAAUAGCAAAAGCAUCGCAUUGAACUACAUGAAAACUUGGUUCCUCGUUGAUCUCGUAGCAGCUUUACCCUUCGAUUUUCUCUACGCUUCUGAUGUUUAUAGCGGAGAGGAAUCAGUACACAGUAAUAUACAUCUAGUGAAAUUAACCAGACUACUUAGGCUGGCUCGUCUGUUGCAAAAGAUAGACAGGUAUUCACAAUAUAGUGCUGUGAUCUUGACAAUGCUGAUGUUAUUUUUUAUUCUGGUCGCACAUUGGCUGGCUUGUAUUUGGUUUGUCAUUGCUGAAAAGGAACGAUUAAGAAACGACAAGGAAUGGGAUCUUGGUUGGAUACAUGCUUUAGCUGAACGUUUAAAAAUUUCCGUUCAAAACGUCACCCAUACGGAAAGUUAUAUCACCGCAUUGUACUUCACUUGCAGCAGUUUAACUUCUGUAGGAUUUGGUAACGUCUCGGCUAAUACAUUUUCAGAAAAAUUUUUUUCCAUCUGCACAAUGCUCAUAGGCGCUCUUAUGCAUGCCGUCGUAUUUGGUAACGUCACGGCAAUCAUUCAAAGAAUGUAUUCGAGAAGAUCGCUCUAUCAAACGAAAUUGCGCGACUUACAGGACUUUCUGGUGCUUCAUCAAAUCCCUGACGAGUUGAAGCAGCGAAUGCAAGAUUACUUUCAAACGAUGUGGUCCUUGAAUCACGGUAUCGAUAUACACGAGACGCUGAAACAAUUUCCUGAAGAACUUAGAGGGGACGUUUCGAUGCAUUUACACAGAGAAAUUUUAAGCUUACCAAUAUUUGAAGCGGCCUCUCAAGGUUGUCUUAAAUUACUUUCCUUACACAUUAGAAGCAAUUUCUGCGCUCCCGGCGAAUAUCUUAUGCACAAAGGGGACGCUUUGUCAUAUAUUUAUUAUCUCUGCAAUGGUUCCAUGGAGGUCGUUCAAAAUAGUAUGGUCGUGGCGAUUUUAGGGAAAGGUGAUUUAGUUGGCUGCGAUAUAAAUGUUCACCUGCAACAUGGAAACAAUGGAGGAGGAACUGGUGGUGGUGGAUCUGGUGGACCUGAUGUCGUAGUAAAAUCUAGUUGCGAUGUCAAAGCUUUGACUUAUUGUGAUCUAAAGUGUAUACACAUGCAAGGCCUGGUUGAAGUUCUUCGUCUUUAUCCCGAGUAUCAGCAGGAAUUUGCACAUGAUAUACAACAUGAUCUCACGUAUAAUUUACGCGAAGGUUAUGAAGCCGAGGAGUCAGACAUGAACGGUCCUUCGUUAACAUUACCAUCAAUUAGCGAGGAUGAUGAAAAUAUAGUUGAAGAAGGGGAAACGUCACCUCUCUCUCCGUCGAAUAAAUCACCAUUACAUACGUCGUCUAGUCCCCGACAUGCUAAAUUUAGGGAUGAGUACAGAGAAGGAAGAAGAGCACCAGGUAGAGGAGUUAUCGUGAGGGGAAGGGCAGCACAAAUAAUCGCUCAAGAAUCUAUGGAGGAACAUAUUCGUGGUUCCGUAGAAAGAUUGGAUACGCAGGUUUCCACGUUGCAUCAGGACGUGGCUACAUUAAGUUGCGAAGUAAGAAAUGCCAUUCAUGCUCUACAAAUGUUAGCUUAUUCACCCCAAAGUAACCCUAAUUUACCAAGACCAGCCAGUCGUGGAAGUGGAAUGUUAGCAAGAAGUUCCUCUCAUCCACCAGAUGCAAUCUGUUGGAACCCACCAGCUAGAUUAGUUGAUACCACAACUCAAACGGAUUGGCCAGUCGAUAUGUUUGAAGUUUGGGUUCGGGCAAAUCCCGAUCGUGUUUUAAUGAUACUAGGUCUUGAGCCAGAUUCACUACUUAGGUUACAACCAUCAUCUCCGACCCAGUCACCGUCUUCACCACCACCACCACCUUACGAACCCUUAUCUCCAUUAGCAGGCACACCACCACGAUCACCGUCCCCAUCUCGACAUGAGGAGAUUUGUGUCUUUGAAAAUGAGGAUAGGGACGUUCAUCGAGCGUACAAAAAUUCGCACACAACGUGGAAUUCGGGAAAUAAGUUGUCUCAUCGAUUUAGUGCUGGUGAUGCCGACAACGUUUCUCUCUAUCAAACGUUCAAUACCCUUCAUCAACUUCCAGAAUCGCGCUCCUUGAAAUUCGAGAUAUUUGAUAGCUGAGCAAAAAUAGAAGAGGAAAAUUGCCAAGAUCGUCGAACAAUUUCCGACGAAACGUAAAAAAAAUACCUUGUCUCGUGUUUCCGGUUCGUAACGCGAUGCGAUGCGAUGCAUCAGAAUUGUGUUUGAUUAGUGACGCACAAAAAAAGAAAAGUAAAAAAAUUUAAUGAUGAAAAAGAAUGGAUUCAAAACUGAAAAAAAUGUAACUUCGAACGCGGAAUAUCCGCAACGUUCUGUCAAUUUUUAUCAUCGAGAUUUGGUCCCUCUUGAUCCUUUAUAAAUAUAUAUAUAUAUUUCUUUUUUUAUUUUUUUUUUGAGGGGCAAAAAAUACUUGAUUUUCAAUUUUAACACGAUCUUCAAUUCGAAUAUAUCGAAUUUCCCUAUAUAUUAUUACAUUAUAUGUUACAAAAAAUAAUGAACGUGUAAAAGGAAGAAAUAAGAAAUAGAA